CCCCGACAAAAAUGUUUAGGGACCGAAAGUGUCUUCUGAUCCCACGUUUCUGAACAGGAAGGCCUUCUGAGAUAUUAAAGUUGGAAUUUUUUCCCUGUUAAAUUCUGAUACCAAGUCGUGGCGAAUCGGCCAAGGCAAAAUAAGAGUUAGCGAUCGAUGAAGCGAGGGCACGGGAUGCUGGCGCAGGUUGCGGCGUCGCAGUGGUUGUGGAGCCUGGAGCAGGCUACGGAGGCGGUCCACUUUUCCCCAGAUGCUUUCCCGCAGAAGCAGCCAAGAUUACGUAAUAAUAACGAGGAAGCUCAGCCAUGCUCGGUGCGAGCCACCCACACUCCCUGGGAGCCAUCCGCACGGGGCAGCCUCGUACCCGAGGUGUCCUAAUUUUUUGUCCUCUAGGUGGCCAUCUGACCGCCUUUCCUCCUCCGCAGAACUGGGAACCCAUUGCCUCCUGCCACUUAGGUUGGAAGUUAGGUAGUUUUCGGUAGCUGCGGAGUAGUUUCGAAAGGGUAGAUCGGAUCCGCCGGUGUCACCCACCGCCAUGGCCAAGGAAGGUGCCGCUGCUGGAGCUGCGAUGGACAUCCACUCUGCUUUGAAGGAGGUGCUGAAGAUCGCCCUGGGCCACGACGGCCUGGCAAGAGGGAUCCACGAAGCUGCCAAAGCAUUAGGCAAGCGCCAGGCCCACCUCUGUGUGCUGGCAUCCAACUGUGAUAAGCCCACGUACACCAAGUUGGUGGAAUCCCUUUGUGCUGAGCACCAGAUCAACCUGAUUAAGGUUGAUGACCACAAGAAACUCGGGGAAUGGGUAGGCCUCUGCAAAAUUGAUCGGAAGGGGAAACCCCGGAAAGUAAUAGGUUGCAGCUGUGUGGUGGUUAAGAGCUAUGGCAAAGAGUCUCAGGCUAAAGAAGCCAUCGAAGAGUACUUCAACUGCAAGAUAUGAACGGCAAUAAAAUCGGCUUCUUUUCGUUUUAAGUUCCUAAAAACAUAGAAAAGUAGCACUAUCUCAAACUCUUGCGUUUUCGUUGGAAAUAAUAGCACUCUUUAGGUUUUCUUCCAAAUGUAAACUUUGCAUAUUAUGUUCUUGUUUAUAAUGGAAAUUAUCUGUUUGGAAGUUUACAAACUGCUUAAGAUUUGUUCUAGCAUUAUUAAGGUUUAAUUGACAAUCUUAUAUGUAUGUUUGGGGCCAACCUGGUCUACAAGAGCUAGUUCCAGGACAGGCUCCAAAGAUACAGAGAAAUCCUAUCUCAAAAAAAAAAAAAACAAAAAACAAAAAAAAAACUGGGCAACACACAGCUUUAAUCCCAGCACUUGAGAGACAGAUGCAGGCAGAACUCUGUGAGUUCAAAGCCAGUGGUCUACAGAGUGAGUCCCAGCACAGCCAGGCCUACAUAGAAAGACAGUCUCAAAAAAUAAAAAGAGACGGAAAAAAGAAAAAAGGAAAGAGAACAAGAAAGGGAAGGAAAGAAGGGAGGCCAGGCGGUAAUGGCACACGCCUUUACUCUCAGCACUUGGGAAGCAGAGACAGGUGGAUCUCUGAGUCUGAGGCCAUUCUCAUCUAGAGUGAAUUAUUCCAGGACAGCUCCAAAACAACAGAGAAACCCUGUCUCAAAAGAUAAAAAGGAAAUACAUCACUAUAAAACUACUAUAAAAAUAGUAAGUCCCUGUAGGCAAAUUAUGAAAUCUGUUUUUCAAAACUUCCUCAAUAAAGAAUAAAGAAUAAUCACUGAAGCUAAAGAGGUGGCUCAGUAACUAGGAUCUCAUCUUUUUUUUUUCUUCACAGGGUUUCUCUGUGUAGCCCUGGCUGUCCUGGAACUCGCUCUGUAGACCAAGCUGGCCUUGAACACACCGAGAUCUACCUUCCUCUGCCUUCCAAGGGCAGGGAUUAAAAGUGUGUGCUCACCAAGAUAGGCUAGAUAAUUAUUUUCUCUUAAUUUUGUCAAAUACAAAUACAUUAGCUAUUGUAACUAGUUCUUACUUGGUAAGUAUUUCAUUGUAUGUAAUUUUACUAUGCUAAAAUUAAAACCUCCCUUUUUAAUUAGACCAAAGGGGGGGGUGCUAUGAAAUAACCCUUCUGUACACUGACUAUGUACUGCUCUCGUUGGUUAAUGAUAAGACUGACUUGGCCUAUAGCCAGGCAGAAUAAGACUAAGUGGGAAAGCCAAAAGGAGAUAGGGAGAGGAAGAAGGGUGGUGUCAGAAGAGAUAUGCCAGCCAGCCGUGGGGAGAAGCAAGAUGCUAGAGGAUACAUAAAGCCAGGAGCCAUGUAGCAAAGCUUAGAUUAAUAGAGAUGGGUUAGUUUAAGUUGUAAGAGCUAUUUAGUAACAAGCCUGAGCUAAUGACCAAAUGAGCUUUAUCACUAACCAAUGGAAGCAAUACAUAUUCACAGUAUACAGAACGAUUAUCUCAGCAAAUAUUUAUCCAAAGAAACCUAAUUUGCUCACUAACUUUGUUGUCUUACACUUACUAUCUUACAUUCACUAAAAUAUAAAAUAAAUGAAUUUUUAUUGUUAUUGCAAAAGAGCACUAAGGUACACCGGGCGGUGGUGGCGCACGCCUUUAAUCCUAGCACUCGGGAGGCAGAGGCAGGCGGAUCUCUGGGAGUUCGAGGCCAGCCUGGUCUACAAGAGCUAGUUCCGGGACAGGCACCAAAGCUACAGAGAAACCCUGUCUCAAAAAACCAAGAAAAAAAAAGAGCACUAAGGUGUUUGAUUUUUUGUUGCUAUUUGUUUGGGUUUUUUGUUGGGUUGAUUGAAACAGGAUCACGCUGUAGCUCUGUAACUCACUAUGUAGACCACGCUGGUCUCAGGUAUGGGCUACCAUGCCCAGCUAUAUGCUAAAUUAUAAAAUGAGAUUUGGGGACUAAUGCAAUGAUCAUUAGUAUAAUUCUUCAAUGGCCUUUAAUAUUAUUGAAGUUGUCACCUACAGUUAGUCAGAAAUGAACUAUUAAUGUGAUACUGGAGGUCAAACUACCAAAGAGAGAGCGGUCCUAGUCAAGAGCGGCCACUAGGUGGAGGUGGUGUUUUAAGUUCACUGCCGUCAGAAGCAAUGAGCAACUUACUAUUCUAUGCAUGUACUGGAACAGAGUCUUGCUGUGUGCUCCAAGCUGACACUGAACUUGUUUCCGAGUAGACUAUUUACUCUUCUUUUCUUUUUUCCUUCCUUUUUUUUUUUCAGAGUGCCCAGGCUGGCCUUAAACUCAUCCUGCUACCUCAGCCUCCCGAAUGCUGGGAGUAUAAGUGUGAGCCCCCACACCCAGCCAGUUUAAUCUUUCUCAGUUGGUAUAGUCCAAUAAUAAUUUACUAAUUAUUUUCACAUCUAAUUCCCCCAUUUAAAUUCACAUUUCAUUCUGAGGUAGAGAAAGGAAUCAGCGGUUACAGCAUUUUGAGAUUCUAUGGUUUCUCAGAGAGAAAACAACUGAGUGCCUAUGGCCUCUAAGGAUCUUCAUAGUGAUAUUUCAUUUGUAUUUUAAUAAAAUGUUUGUCUGAAGAUCAGAGAGCAAAACAGCCAUUCUGGUCAGCCAUAUAGAUCAAGUGACACACACCUUUAAUCCCAGUAGCCAUGCUAGUUGCCAUAGAAACUGGGCAGUAGUGGUCCAUGCCUUUAAUCCCUGCUAAAACGGGAGGAGACAGCUCUCAGACACAGUCUCAUUCUGAGAUCUCUGGAGGCAGGAUCGCCAUUUCAGACUGAGGUAGAGGUAAGAACCAGUGGCUGGCUAUUUUGCUUUUCUGGACUUCAGGUUGAACCCCAAUCUGUCUCUGUCUGUGGCUGUAUCUGUCUCUUGGUUUUUAUUAUCAUACUACAGAUCAAUCUUGAGGUCCUAAGAGUUUGAUGCCGGUUGCCAGAGGCCAGUGUCUCCUGGGAUAGGGGUAGGAAGCAGGAGCGGAUCUGCCCCGUGGCAGACUUGUGUUCCUGAGCCUGGCCUUCCACGCAGAACCAGGAGGUCGUCGGUGAAGACCCCAGAGAGAACUGGACGCCACCAUCCAGCAGCUGCCAGCAAGGGGAGGCAGGAACUCUGGAGGCUGAUGCGACACAGGAGGUGGGAGUCAGCAGCGCCCUCACAGAGAGGAUACUGGGGAUCACCGAAUUUGCAGCAGUACCCCACCCCUGGGCUCCAGGGUAGCAGGCCCUCUCCAAAGGGUGAAACAGGGUUUGUUCCUUGAUUUCUCGCUGGCCUCACAAACAUGCCAGUACAGAUCCCACAAGCUCAUGUGCACGGGAGACAUGUUUUCCACGGUUCUUCACACCACUCUGAGAGAGAUUCUGGGAAACAGCACCUAGGAAAUUGAGACUUUUCUUCCCUGCGGGGGGGGGGGGGGGGCUGACUUCCUGUCCCUGCAGAAGACUGCGAAACCAGGCUUGUCUCAGUCAAGGACCUGGAGGCCGGCGGGAAAGUUUCAGACUUCCAGCUCGAUGUGCGUUCUCAUUCCUGAGCUGCUGAGAGCCAGCCUUGCCUAUGCUCUAAGGAUGCGGCAGAGUCUGGGGUGUGGAGGGGAGAAUGUCCCUUGCUCCCCUGGGCUUCUGGCUGUUUCUGCACUGAUAUUCCUGUAAGCUUUGAAAUUGUCCAAAGACUGGAAGUUCAGUCCCUGUCUCGAUUCGGCCCUCCUCUGUUCUUUUCCCAGACAAUAACUUGGUCCAGGACAGCCCUGAACAUGCAGCAAUAUCCCUGUUCCAGCUUCCCUGGUGCUCGGAUUCCACUGAGUUGACCCCUUUGCUUACCCCACCAUAUGCAGUUUCUUCCUGAGGUCUUAACUUUUUCUACAGGCCACCACUGGCCUUCUCUUUCCACUUUGCCAGGUGGAGAAGUCUAACUUUCUAAUCCUUUCUGUGCUCGGUCGGGGCAUCCAACCAUUCUCCCCUCUUAGAACUUCUAGUGCUCAGAAGCAAAAUGAUUCAAUACCCUGCCUGGAAAUCUCCCAGCUUGAAAAUUCAUUAGCUGUGUGACACAGAUUUCAUGUAGCUUGCUUACAGGAAGGGUUUGUUUUUUUCCCCUGCCCUUUUCACAGCCGUCAGUCACAGUUCUCUUUCCCUAGCCUCUAGGCACACUGACAUUUGUUCCCAGCCUGGUGACCCUUCACUAAUAGCCCGUUCUUCUCCACCUCUAACAGCCCCUGUUUAUACAGCACCCACACACUGCGUUCAGAAGCCAAAGUCGCAUUUUAAAUUUCCAUGUACCCACAUCUGCUACUGAUUUCAGUGUAGCUAGUACUGACGUAUAACAAAUUACUUUAGAAAUUAGUAGUUCCGGCCAGGCCUGGUGUUGUCCAUAAUCCCAGAAUUUGAGAGACAGAAGCAGGAGUGUCACUGUCUGUUCCAGGCCAGCCCAUUUUACUUUGGGAGUUCCAGGCAAACCCAAGGCUAUGCAUUGAGACCCUAUCUACAAAACAAAAACCAAGGCUGGAGGUGAGUGUAGGGAUAAAGUACUGACUAGUAUGCCUGAGGCCGCAGGUUCCACCCAGCACUCUACCUUCACACAUAAAUUCAAGAGAUUAAAGCAACGGUAAAGUAUGACUUACUCAAAUUAUAUGGAUUAGUUGAGCAGUUCUUUCUCGAGCCUUGUGUGGAGGUGGGGGUGGGGGUAUUCAACUGGUUUGGUGGCUGGAUGAGUUGCCCCUUUGCUCAUAUGGUCUCGCACUCCCCUAAAGGCUAACCUGGUCAUGAUAUGGUUCCAAUGGUCCCAUAUACCCAACAGAUGCUGUGUGUGCACCAAGAGGCACAGGCAGGGAUGCUUUAAACAGCGUGAUUCACAGAACCGAAGACCAAACAGCCCAAAUGUCUGUCCUUGCAUUCUGUGUAUUAGCUUUAGCAAAUGACCUUGGGGACCACACUAUAAGAAUAAGAGGAGGAUUGAGGAGAAGGAAUUGUUUCUCAGGUCACAGUACUUGCCCUAACUGUCCCUGUAUAGUAGCCUAUCCUCACACAGGGACAGCCUAUCCUCACACAGGGACAGCCUAUCCUCACACAGGUUAGCCUAUCCUCACACAGGGACAGCCUAUCCUCACACAGGGACAGCCUAUCCUCACACAGGACUGCCCUAUCCCCACACAGGACUGUCCUAUCCUCACACAGGACUAACCAGUCGGCACAGAGUAAUCUGAAAGGUGACCCCUGAACACACAUUGCCAUUCUUUUAUUACUGUCAUUGUUGUGCAUGAUAUAUUCUUGUGUGUGUGAGUGUGCAUGUGUGUUCAUAUGUUACCAUGUGUGCGUGGAGGAGAUAAGUUAACACUGGUGUCUUUCUCUAACAUUCUCUAUUUUCUUGAGACAGGGUCUUUCACUAAGCUCAUGGGUACAGCUAGGCUUCCCUCAUUAGUGAGGAAAUAAAGCUUAAACUUCUUAACGUGGAAUUCAAAUCCUUCCACAUGACACGGGAUUCACUCUUUACAGGACUGUCUGAUUUGAGCUUUUAAAAAAGGUUUUCUGUUACCAUAAGGGAAGCCAUUCAACCUCUCCAUGCCUCAGCAUCCUUUUUGAAUUGAAGAAUCGGCUGACGGCGUCACUUCUCAGACAUCAAAUGAGCUAACAUAGCCAAAGACUAGAGCCAAGCAGAACCACAUGCUGAUUUUGUAAUUGUAAAGAUAGGGGAUGCUCAUGUUGCUGCCCCCGGCCAGGCCUCCCUUUGAGUAACUAUGAAGUUCUAUGCUCUGUGACCUAUUUACUGUGUUUUAUACAGCUGGCCAUUGUAAUGGUCUGUGCAGUGCUCCAGGCUGCGUGCUUUCUCCGUUAUUCCCCAUUAUAUGAAUCCUACCCAUCUCUUUAAGCUGCUCCCUAUGCUGUUCUAGUGCCCAACUCUUCGCUCUUUCUCGGCUGUGCUACAGUGUUCAGCAAUGGUGUUUGGAAUUUGCACUCAUUGUCUCUAACCAUCAGCUGUAGCUGAUUACUGGGUUCAUGCACAUAUCCAGUUAUACACUAUUCUUCUUUAAAACCGCGAGUCCUCACUAGCGUUAACGGUCAACUUGACACAGCCUGGAAUCACCUAACAAGAGUCUCAAUUGAGUCUGAGUGUGGUGGCGCACACCUUCAAUCCCAGCACUCUGAAAGCUGAGGAAAGCGGAUCUGAGGGCCCAGCACACUGUGGGCAGCACCAUUACUAGGCAUAAGAAAGGCAGCAGUUAACCAGGAGCCCGGGAGUGAGCCCCCCAGUAGAGUUCCUCCAAGGUUCCUGCUCCACGUUCUUGUCUUGAUGUCCUGUCUUGACUUCCUUCAGUGACGGAGUGCGGCCUGGGAGGGUAAGCUAAAUAAACCUUUUUCUCCCUAAGUUUCUAUUCGAGUGGUUUGGUUUGGUUUCAACAACAGGAAGAAAACGAGAGCCCCGUGGUACUGGGAAUUGAAACCAGCGCCUCACACCUGCCAGGCAAGAGCUUUGUAAACAGAGCAAUAUCCCUAGCCCCAAAGUUGUGGGUUUUUCUUCUUUCUUAAGAAGCUUAACAUCGUACCUUGUAUAAAGUAAGUAUUUAGAAGAGUUGUCGUUGAGGAUUUGAAUGAAGGACUCAUUACAGAAUUAUGCCCCAGAAAUAAAUCCCAUGUUUUAAUGCGUGAUAUUGUUUCCUAGGGUGUGGAGGAAAUAGCCAAUAUGGAAUUUCCCUAAUCUACUCAGAGGGAGCAGGGUAAUGUAAACAGUCUGGGCUGCUCUUGAGCCAACAGCAUCAGGACGAUCUAAAGUGAGUUUAUCUUGAGGUUCAGCUGCCUCCCUUCGGCACUGGAGACAGUGAAAUUAGCUGCUGUGGCCCCGUCGUUCAAAACCAAACACACAAAGCACACUGCUUGUGUGUUUUGGGAUCACUUGAACAAAAACUAGUUCCAUAGAGCGUUUCUUGAAGUGAUGGGUCCAAUACCCAGUUUAAACACUUGCCUUAUACCAACUGCAUGUCAAAUAAAAGUGUGAACUCUCUGCCUGGAAAAACCAAGACUCUUUAUUAUCAACGUAGAGAAGUUAUUUCAAAUUUUAAGGUUAAAAUAAGGAAGUGUUUUGAAUGUUGCCUAACUCACCAUUGUGGGAAAAAGUUAGAAGCCGUUCCGACCAUGCCGUUCUACUUUGCAUUUCUAUUGAAUACUUGGACUUUUUCUUAACAAACUUGCAGUAUUCGUCUCAUAAUCUUUAACCUAAAUACUAAUUUAUAAUUUUUUGAGAGAAGAAUUAUAUUGCCAAUGACCAAAUUAUUAAUCAGGCAGAAGUUUUAGUAGCCAGGUAUUGAUGUUUACUCUGGACACUAUGAAGUACUGACUCCAUACAUCUGAAAGCCGUUUUUAAAAGUAUGUGUCUUUUGUAUUUGUAUGUGUGUAUGUGCCUGAGUGUGUAUGUGUGCACCAUGUGUGUGCAGGUGCCCUAGGAGAAGAGAAAAGGUCAAACCCCUAGAGCUGGAGUCUCUGGAAGAGCAGUACAUACUCAUAACCCAUAAUUCCUAAGCCCCUCUGAAAACAUUU
Messenger RNA from Alexandromys fortis (reed vole), 8414 nucleotides. RefSeq names its product 40S ribosomal protein S12-like. The record is from RefSeq and is a predicted model, not a curated record. The transcript is spliced from 2 exons. The coding region runs from base 536 to 934 and encodes 132 amino acids. Lineage: Eukaryota; Metazoa; Chordata; Mammalia; Rodentia; Cricetidae. Gene Ontology annotation, cellular component: ribosome; cytosolic small ribosomal subunit. Gene Ontology annotation, biological process: translation. Gene Ontology annotation, molecular function: structural constituent of ribosome.